Callorhinchus milii (elephant shark) is the source of this 787-nucleotide messenger RNA. Its product is annotated as parvalbumin beta 3. Gene Ontology annotation, molecular function: calcium ion binding. The coding region runs from base 134 to 463 and encodes 109 amino acids. The transcript is spliced from 5 exons. Lineage: Eukaryota; Metazoa; Chordata; Chondrichthyes; Chimaeriformes; Callorhinchidae. The record is from RefSeq and is a predicted model, not a curated record. Gene Ontology annotation, cellular component: nucleus; cytoplasm.
UGUAAAUGGAGCGCUAUUAUACAGAGAGGAUAUAUAAAGGACUAUUCCACACCAAAAGGCUAUCCCAGCCAAGAGCUCCACAAACCUGCAACUUGAUUCCUUACUCAAGUCAGGAGGAACACACCGCUUCAUCAUGUCCAUCACAGAUAUACUCACUGCUGCAGACAUCGCCUCUGCUGUGUCCCAGUGCUCUGCCGUCAAUUCUUUCUGCCACAAGAAAUUUUUCACAACCUGUGGUCUCUCCAAGAAGAGUGAGACUGAUGUCAAAAAGGUUUUCAAGGUGCUUGAUCAAGAUCAAAGUGGGUACAUUGAGGAUGCUGAGCUCAAGCUGUUCCUCCAGAGCUUCUCCACAGGUGCCAGAGAACUGACUGAAGCUGAGACCGCAGCUUUCCUGAAAGCUGGAGAUGAAGAUGGUGAUGGCAUGAUUGGAGCUGAUGAGUUCUGGAAACUGGUGUCAGCAUAAACCAUUGAAGACCAAGAUAAGUGGAACAGAUUUUUCAUGGCUGAAGUUCGACACGUCCUGUAAAAACGUUGCACAUUGCAUGAGGCACAGAUUAUUUAUUUGUACAUUUUUAUAGUCAAAUAGCACUGGCGAAAUGCCUGUACAUUGUACUUGUUGGAUGAAAUACAAUACAAUACAAGAUUGCAGCCAACAGACAUUUCAGCCUUUGUUUUCAAUGUCUUAAUUUUUAUAGAAGGUGCCGUAUGGAUUGAACUAACCCAGAUGAAACAUUUGUAAAUUGUGGUUAGAAGGAGGAAAUCAAGAAUAAAACAGUUUGGCAAAGUC